UGCCCAGCUCUCCCACUGUGCAGAUGAGAAACCCCCUGCUACUGUAGGCGUCCUAUUGGUGUGUAUCUUUCCGUAGAGGGAACUUCUGAGGGUUUUCACACUGUUGGUCUCGGAGUUCAGGUCUUGCACCACAGUUUUUGUGUAAGAAUAUUGCAGCUCAGUCUCUUGGCCCCACCACACCAAAGUUUGUGUGGUCACCGUUCAGUGGAGGAAACAUGUUUUUUCAGGAUAUUGGUCUGCAGGUUGGUGUCCCUCUGGUGAGAGUUAAAAGUCCCUGAAAGCGAAAAUUUUUUGAGCCUCCCUGUGGGGAAGGAGGUGAGAACACCUGGAUUUCUCAGAUAAAACCAUAAAGACUAGUGUAGCCUAUGUGAUAUGUGCUAUGCACACAGAACAACAGAAAGAAGAAGGUGGCUUCUGUUCCUUCUCCAGUGUUAACUGUUGGGGAUGUACACUUCUAUAACUUGAUUUAAAAAUGUACACUCUAUCUGUUUAUAUGAGCCUAGAGAGAAAUGUGGAGGGCUGCAUACCCAGCGGGAGAUGGUGGGCGUAGGGGAAACUUACUGGCUUUUCCUGUAUCUCUGUAGCUAUCAGUAUUUGUGCAAAUAUGGGCAUGGCCUUUGUCUGUGAGAACGUCCUUAGUGGUUCUCCAACCCGUCCCUCCAAUCCUGGUGUACAGCCCCUGCAUGCCCCAAGUGCCACAGCCUUUAUCUGUUCUCAUUCAUAUCUGUUCAGAGCUGGACCUGAUGCUGCCAGUCACCCUCCUCUCUGUUCCCAACCUGAAAAUGGGUACAUGUGCCAGUGGCAGGACAAGAAAGGACUGGCGUGCCCCUGAUCAGAGUUAUUCUGAUCUGAAGAAUUUGGUGUUUAAAGCAUUAAGAUAAUAGCCUGAGUUGUUCAUGGAGUUUUUCAUCAGUAUGUCUGAAACCAUUAAAUAUAAUGACGAUGAUCAUAAAACUCUGUUUCUGAAAACACUAAAUGAACAACGCCUGGAGGGAGAAUUCUGUGAUAUUGCCAUUGUGGUUGAAGAUGUGAAAUUCAGAGCACACAGGUGUGUUCUUGCCGCCUGCAGCACCUACUUUAAAAAGCUUUUCAAGAAGCUUGAGGUUGAUAGCUCUUCAGUAAUAGAAAUAGAUUUUCUUCGUUCUGAUAUAUUUGAAGAGGUCCUGAACUACAUGUACACAGCAAAGAUUUCUGUGAAAAAAGAAGAUGUUAACUUGAUGAUGUCAUCAGGUCAGAUUCUCGGUAUCCGAUUUUUAGAUAAACUCUGUUCUCAGAAGCGUGAUGUAUCUAGUCCCGACGAAAAUAACGGCCAAUCGAAAAGUAAGUAUUGCCUCAAAAUAAAUCGCCCCAUUGGCGAUGCUGCUGACACUCAGGAUGAUGAUGUGGAAGAAAUUGGAGACCAGGAUGACAGUCCCUCUGAUGACACAGUAGAAGGUACCCCCCCGAGUCAGGAGGACGGCAAGUCGCCCACGACGACGCUCAGGGUUCAGGAAGCAAUCCUGAAAGAGCUGGGGAGCGAGGAAGUUCGGAAAGUAAAUUGUUAUGGCCAGGAAGUAGAAUCCAUGGAGACCCCAGAAUCGAAAGAUUUGGGGUCCCAGACCCCUCAAGCCUUAACAUUCAAUGAUGGAAUGAGCGAAGUGAAGGACGAACAGACGCCAGGCUGGACAACAGCGGCCAGCGACAUGAAGUUCGAGUACUUGCUUUAUGGCCACCAUCGGGAGCAGAUUGCCUGCCAGGCGUGCGGGAAGACAUUCUCCGACGAAGGCAGGUUGAGGAAGCACGAAAAACUCCACACGGCAGACAGGCCGUUUGUUUGUGAAAUGUGUACAAAAGGUUUUACCACACAGGCCCACCUGAAAGAACACCUAAAAAUCCACACAGGGUAUAAGCCGUACAGUUGUGAGGUGUGUGGAAAAUCCUUUAUCCGCGCCCCGGACUUGAAGAAGCACGAGAGAGUGCACAGUAAUGAGAGACCGUUUGCAUGCCACAUGUGCGACAAAGCCUUCAAACACAAGUCCCACCUGAAAGAUCAUGAACGAAGACACAGAGGGGAAAAGCCUUUUGUCUGUGGCUCUUGCACCAAGGCGUUUGCCAAGGCGUCUGACCUGAAAAGGCACGAGAACAAUAUGCACAGUGAGAGGAAGCAGGUUACCCCCAGUGCCAUCCAGAGCGAGACAGAACAGUUGCAGGCAGCAGCCAUGGCCGCAGAAGCCGAGCAGCAGUUGGAAACGAUCGCCUGCAGCUAGAGGUGCUGGGACAGGACCACUUUGCCUGAGCCCCAGAGACUGAGACUGCAUUGUUCGUAACACGUGAACGCCAGUCACUGUAUUUUUGUGGAAACUUAUGGAGCAUUGUACUCACUGGACUUAAGGCAGUGCUUGGUUAGGUAUUUUGAAAACUUUGCAAGGAAGUAGUGUUCCUUGGUUCUGACCAAACAGUCUCACUGUCCUGUCUGGUGUCUAGUAGUGAUGUUGCCAGUAAGCCCUCACCCCCCCCCCUUUUUUAUGAUUUUUAUUUGAGAACUCCUGUGUCCAGUUCAGAAGUGAGAGACUUCUAUUCCAUUUUUUUUAAUUCCUCUCUACACUUGCUGACUGGCAAGUGUACUGCACAGAGUGAUAAUUGAGUAAUCUGAUUUCCUAAUCAUCAUGAUUAUAUGGGACUUAUGGUCAAAACAGCAUUUUUAAUAACUUAAUAAAAGUACUUCAUGUAGAUGCAGAAAAUACUGGUGGGUGGUUGACCAAGAACACUGCGCAAAUGUGAAAACAAGUUCCAGAAUUGCAGAACGGUAUUAGAUUUAUAUUUGGUUUGUUAAUUUUCUAUCACUGUUUUUCACUGUUUUUGUGGACAAAUAAUGGUUGCUUUGCUAAAGUGUUUCUUCAUUUUGAUUGCCCACACCUACCCCAAAAGAUGUAGUCACAAGUCCUGAACAAAGGCUGAGCAAACCCACAGGGAUGCCGGUGAUCUGGGGGCUGAGUUCUUUUUGUUCCUCUUUUUUGGGGCAUUGCCACUCUGCAGCAGAUGGGGUUUGUGGGGUAGACCAGUUGUUAGAGGGACAGCAGAGGGGAAUAGGAUCCUGGCUCUCAGGGACAAGGAUUUCACGUUUGCAACAAUUCCAAGAUUUUCUAGAUCAAAAUAAUUCUUAAUUGAUUUUGAAAUUGGAUUUUUAUUUAGGAUCAAAAUUAGGACAAGAACAGGUAUGCUUCUUCAGAUACAUUUGUGUCACUUAAGAGAAUGUCAUCAAGCUUUUGAGCUCUCUGCAGCACGUGAUUUAUCCAUAGAGGAGAUGUAAUAUCGUUACUUAAAUUAAUAAAUUGAAAAUCUUUUUAAGUGUGUAAAUAGUAUAGAAGUGUUGGUCUUAUGCAUUUCAAGUAAAGUAGACAGCUGCACUUUUUUUUUUUUUUUGCACAUUGGAUUAAAAUAACUUCCAUGAGCAGCAAACAUCAGUCUGUUUUUUAACCAAUAUUAAAGAUUGUAAGAUCAAAUGUUUAUUUUUUUGAAGUAUAUUUCAUCAUUGGUGGUUACAGUUUUAAGUAGAAUUUGAUUGCCAUUUCAUAGCCGUAAACAGAAUUAUAAACACUGUUCCAAUUUUGGUGUAUGAAAACUUUUCUUAACCAUUUCUUUAGGAAUAUGUUGAAAUACCAAAAUAGUUUGAAUUACUUUCUGUAACAAAGUAUUAGUCGAUUAUUUUAGAAUGUACAAUUUUAGAAAAAUGUCGUUUUUAAAAAAUUUUAUUUUUGAUUCCUAGAAUUUUUUUUCAAGUUACAUUAAAAUAAUUUCAUUUCAUAGCUCGUUGCAUUAACACCUGUAAUUACUAUUGUGGGAGAAAUUUUAUUUUUUAAACUGAUGUAUAUGUUAUGCCCAAGAUUGUAGGAUGAAGAUGCUACCUUUUAAAGAGACUUAUUUAUUGGUAAAAUGUUUACUUUAGUUUAAAAUUAAUUUAAUUUCCUUUCUUAAAAGUUGUUUAUUCUGUCCUAAAAGUAGUCCUGUCACUGUGUUUAUAUGCUGUUAGUGGAAGGGGAACUGAUUGGCGUUCCUUGGCUGUUUUAACCAAAGCAAAGGAAAAAUGAUUUCACAUCUUGUUGAUAGCUACUUCAACAAACCAUUUUUUGGGACUUCAGUUUUGUAUAUAAAAGAAAAUAUGCUUCUA
This is a messenger RNA of Ailuropoda melanoleuca (giant panda), 4147 nucleotides long. RefSeq names its product zinc finger and BTB domain containing 14 (gene ZBTB14). The transcript has 3 exons. Bases 897 to 2246 code for a protein of 449 amino acids. NCBI's taxonomy places the organism in Eukaryota, Metazoa, Chordata, Mammalia, Carnivora, Ursidae. The record is from RefSeq and is a predicted model, not a curated record. Gene Ontology annotation, molecular function: RNA polymerase II cis-regulatory region sequence-specific DNA binding; DNA-binding transcription factor activity, RNA polymerase II-specific; protein binding. Gene Ontology annotation, biological process: regulation of transcription by RNA polymerase II.